AAGGAAGCGGAAAAUCAAAUGACCCGUCAGUUGCUUAUUAAUUCCCCAAGUAUAAGAGAUCUAGGGUUUCUUUUUAAAUAAAAAAAAAAAUCUUAAUGUUGAUUUCAGGUGCGAUAUCAAUGUAACAAGUGAGACAGUAAGAAAGCAGAGUAGAUAGUGAUCUUUAGAAGUAUCAAAUUUAGAUAAUAAAUGGAACAACCACAAGAAGAACAGAAGGAGGAGGAGGAGCAAGAACAAGAGUUACGGAAGGAAGCGGAAAUGGAGGAGCAGGGACAUAAUCAAUUACAGAAGGAAGAGGAGACGGAGGGCGGCCAGCAGUUAACGGAGGAGGGAAAAUUAGAGUUGCAAAAGGAGAACGAAAAGGAAAAAGAAUUGGGCAAAGAGGAGGAGGAUGAUUUACAGUUACGCGAGGAGUAUCUAGAUAAGGAGGAUGAUUUAGCGAAGGAGGAGGAGGAGGAAGAGAAGGAUGUAACGUUAUUGAAGGAGAAGGAGAAGCAACAGAUACUUGCUGAGGAUUUACAAUUACACAAGGAGGAGCAGGCUAAUUUCAACGAUAAUUUACAGUUACCUGAGGAGGAGGAGCAAUUACCCAAGCAGAAGGAGGAUAAGGAUAAUUUACCGCUACCAAUAAAGGAGCUUAAUUUACAGUUAUCAAAAGAGGUGCAAUUACCGAAGGAGAAGGAAGAGGAUGAUAAUUUACAAUUACCAAAGGAGGAUGAUUUACAGUUGGGGAAGGAAGACAAUGAUUUACAGUCACCAAAGGAGGAGGAGAAAGAGGAGAAGGAGCAACAGUUGCAGGAGGAGAAUGAUUUACAAUUAUCGAAGGAGGAGGACAAUUUACAGGUAGAGGAGGAGGAGAAGGCGGGGGACUUAGAGUUACUGAAGGAGGAGGAGGAUAGAGGUGGAAUUGAACAAGAUGCAGAGGAGAAGGAUUUUGAUAAUUCUGCAGAGUCUGACCGUAUGACUAUUGAUGAUCAAUGUGAGAAGACUCAGGAAUUGGAUGAUGAUGAUCCGCAACUGGCUGAACCUCCUUCUCCUGUUGAUGCUGAUGCUGAUGCUGAUGCUGAGACGGGGGUUGUUGGUUCGGAAGAAACAGGAGGAGGAUUAGAUGUUAAUAUGGAGGAUGUGGAGGUUGCAACUGAGGAUGGUGUUGCUGAUGUGAGUAAGGCCAAGAAGAAACGCGGCAGAACUCUGGGGAAAACUAAGCCUACUCCUCCAAGGAAGAAAAAGGAUGAGGAAGAUGUUUGUUUUAUUUGUUAUGAUGGUGGCAGCCUUGUGCUUUGUGAUCGACGGGGUUGCCCUAAGGCAUACCAUCCAGCUUGUAUCAAGAGAGAUGAAUCAUUCUUUCAAUCAACGGCUAAAUGGAAUUGUGACUGGCAUAUAUGUAGCAGUUGUCAGAAGGCUUCACAUUUUAUGUGCUAUACUUGUGCAUACUCAUUAUGCAAAGGAUGCACCAAAGAUGCUGAUUAUGUGUGCUUAAGAGGGAAUAAAGGAUUUUGUGGAGCAUGCAUGAGAACCAUAAUGCUGAUCGAAAAUAUUUCACCAGGAAAUACAGAAACGUUGCAGGUUCAAGUGGAUUUUGAUGACAAAACUAGUUGGGAGUAUCUCUUUAAAGACUACUGGAUUGACUUAAAAGCUAAGCUGUCUAUAACAAUAGAUGAGCUAAGUAAAGCUAAAAAUCCAUGGAAAGGAGAUGAGCUACCUAAAGCUAAGAAUUCUGGGAAAGGGACUGGUGGUAUUGUUGCUACCAAGGAGGCAUCUCCAGGUGAACUUAAUCAUGAUGAUGAGAAAGACCUUUCUUUAGACAAUGGUGGAAAUGUUGAGGCAAAUCGUUCUAAGAGAAGAAAAACUAAGGAUCAAGCAAAGGUUCUCAACAAGCAGAACUCUCUAGUCAUGGAAGAUUCUGAUGUUGAUGAAGUCACUCCUUUGGCUACAGGGACAGCAUGGGCAACAAAGGAGCUUUUAGAGUUUCUUGCUCACAUGAAAAAUGGGGAUACAUCUGUGACAUCUCAGUUUGAUGUCCAGGCUCUUUUAAUAGAAUACGUAAAGAGAAACAAUCUCCGUGAUCCUCGCAAGAAAAGUCAAAUUAUUUGUGAUUCAAGACUCAGAAACCUGUUUGGGCAGCCACGUGUCGGGCAUUUUGAAAUGCUGAAGCUUGUUGAAAACCACUUUCUUAUCAAAGAAAAUUCUCCAGCUGAUGAGAGAAUGGGAGUUUCUGAUGCUGGUGGUAGUGAAGCAGAGGCUGCUGGAAGUAGUGAUAGUCGUAAUGACAGAAGACGUAAAAAGAGUAAAAAGAUGGAUGGGAGAAGAUCACGCAUAAAUUCUAAUUCGGAAGAAUAUGCAGCAAUUGAUGUUCACAACAUCAACUUGUUGUUCCUAAAGCGUAAUUUGAUAGAGAACCUAAUGGAUGAUAUUGGGAAGUUUCAUGAAAUGGUUGUUGGGUCAUUUGUGCGAAUUAGGAUUUCGGGUGGUGAUCAGAAGCAGAACAUGUACAGGCUUGUCCCGGUUGUAGGAACUAGCAAGGUGGAUGAAUCAUAUAAAGUUGGCUCUAGAACAACUGAUUUCAUGCUUGAAAUAUUAAAUUUGGACAAGAAGGAGGUUGUAUCAAUUGAUGGAAUUUCAAAUCAGGAAUUUUUAGAGGAUGAAUGCAGACGUUUGCGCCAGAGCAUAAAAUGCGGGCUUGUCAAGCGGUUGACAGUGGGUGAGAUUCAGGAGAAAGCAAUGGCGCUUCAACCAUUCAAAGUCAAUGAUUGGCUCCAAGCAGAGAUGGCAAGGCUUAAUCAUCUUCGUGAUCGAGCUAGUGAAACGGGGCGUAGAAAGGAGCUUAGAGAAUGUGUAGAGAAAUUAGAUCUUUUGAAGUCACCGAAGGAACGUCAGCGAAGGUUGCAUGAGGUUCCUGAUGUACACAUCGACCCAAAAAUGGAUCCAAGUUAUGAAUCUGAAGAAGAGGCUGGAGAAUCAGAUGAGAUUAAACAAGGUGACUAUGUAAGACCAAGAAGUACUGGUUUUGGCAGAAAGAUUCUAGAUCGCAAUUCGUCAAUGAGAGAUGGUGACCUAAAUGAUGUAGGAAACAGGGCACAAAAGAAUUUAGCUACUGCCUCAGAGCAAAGUAGAAACAUAACGACACCUUAUGUGGAUAGGGAAUCUAGAUGGAGUCAGGGAGGGGGAGCUUUUGGGCUGAAUAAUCAGAGUACAUCAAAGAGCCAGUUAAGCCCUACUGGCUUAGUAACUAGCGAUUGGAGUAGUCGAGCAGCAAUAAGAUCUGAAUCACAUGCUGGGGUUGCAUCAGUCGUUGUACCAUCGUCUCUUUCCUCAGGGAGAGAGGCAUCUCAUACUGAUUUUGAGACACAAAAAAUGUGGCUUUAUCAAGAUCCAUCUGGAAAAAUUCAAGGGCCAUUUUCUAUAGUGCAACUGCGCAAGUGGAGUAGCAAAGGGCAUUUUCCUCCUCAUUUCAGAGUGUGGAGGACAGGCGAGAAGCAAGAUGACUCUAUCCUUUUGACUGAUGCAUUGGAUGGCCGGGUCCCUAAGAAGCCAUAACAGUAGUCGAGUGCCUGGUGAAAGAAACAGCUGGCUGUAAUGACUGAGGAUAAAAUAUUGGAACAUGGGUUCAGGAAGAGUACUGAUGCAAUUCUUUAUACGCGAUGAAAGAUCAUGGCCUGAAGCCAGAGCAUAAUGAUAGGACUGUCCAUGGUGAUGGUGACAAUGAACUUGCAAGGGAGUUGUUGAUGCCUGCUAAAAUUCCCAAUUUAGUUUAGGAGUUUUAAUCAUCUUAUUUUUUUUUUCUUCAUUUAUGAUCUUGUCGUUAUCCUAUUAGGUUAGGAUUUAUGAUUAGGGUCGAGUAUUUUGACUACAUAUAGGGGUUUUUCGGUUGUUAAAAUGUAAUUUCAGGUAACCUUGCUUGCACAGAUCAAUAAAACACAGGUGUCUCUCAGAUCUUAUUAUUUUUC
Ricinus communis (castor bean) is the source of this 3947-nucleotide messenger RNA. Its product is annotated as zinc finger CCCH domain-containing protein 19. Gene Ontology annotation, molecular function: protein binding; DNA binding. The record is from RefSeq and is a predicted model, not a curated record. Lineage: Eukaryota; Viridiplantae; Streptophyta; Magnoliopsida; Malpighiales; Euphorbiaceae. The coding region runs from base 190 to 3537 and encodes 1115 amino acids. The transcript has 10 exons.